GCGGAAGUUACUCGGAGCGGGCGGGAGGUACUUCCGGGACGGGUACCGGUCAUGUCAUAGCGACGGGAGGAGACUGCUCGGUCAGUGAAAAUCUGAGGAGUCGUCCCCAUGGGUCAGGAGACCUGUGACCUAUCACUGACCCCAAAACUUCACCCUCCCAAACCUGAGCCGAAAAAUCUGUAAGGAUCCUGUCUGCUGAUCGGAGAGGUUCCUAUAAGGUGUCAGGAUGUCACUGUCUAUUUCUCCAUGGAGGAGUGGGAGUAUAUAGAAGGACACAAGGAUCUGUACCAGGACAUAGUCAUGAUGGAGGACCACCGGCCCCGAACAUCACCACCGGGUGUGUCCAUCAAAGCGGAGAGAUCCCCCAGUCCCCUGAUCUCCCAGGAUUGUCCAGAGGAAGAUCACGAGGUCGCGGCGGACGAUCGGACAGACGCAGCCGAGGUUGAAGACCAACUUAUCAUUAAAGUAGAAGAAGAUGAUGAUGAUGAUGAUGGGUUGUAUGUUAUGAGUGAUGGGCGGUAUAAGGAGGAUGGAAUAUCAGCUGACACGAGCGCCGAGCCAGGAAUGAUCUACGUACAUGAGAACUGCAGUGAGUCCUUAAAUGAAGAACAGUAUCUCGCAGAACCUAAAAAGAAACAAAUGAAGAAGCGGUCAUUUAUCUGUCCUGAAUGUGGGGACUCCUUCACACUGAAAGGAAACCUGGAGAGACAUAGGAGGAUUCACAGAGACGAUAAGCCCUUUCAGUGUCUGGAAUGUAGGAAAUGUUUUUUCCACCGAUCAGAUCUUGUUUACCAUCAGAGAAUUCACACGGGGGAGAAGCCAUUUCCAUGUCAUCAGUGUGGGAAAUCUUUCAGCAAGAAAUCAGUUCUUAUGAAACAUGAGAAAAUUCACACGGUAGGAAAGCCCUUCUCGUGUCCUGAAUGUGGGAAACGUUUCAGCCAGGAAGCAGGACUCCUCGGGCACGAAAAGAUUCAUAGGAACGAGAGACCGUUUUCUUGUUCGUAUUGUGGGAAAAGUUUUACCCAGAAGGCGGGCCUUGCCGAACACCAAAAGAUUCACACGCGGGAGAACCUUUUUUCAUGCUCUGAAUGUGGGAAAUCAUUUACGAAGAAUUCAGCACUAAUUAUUCAUCAGAGAUUCCAUACGGGAGAGAAGCCAUUUAUAUGCUCAGUAUGUAAGAAAGGUUUCACCCAGAAGUCCGAUCUAGUUAAACAUCUCCGCAUCCACUCGGGGGAGAAGCCGUUCUCAUGUUCUGUGUGUAGCAAGAGCUUUACACAGAAGUCCGAUCUUAUUGAACAUGAGAGAAUUCACACCGGGGAGAAGCCAUAUUCCUGUCUGGAGUGUGGGAGAUGUUUUACCCACAGGUCAAACUUUGUAAAACAUUUGGUCCUUCACAAACCAUAGAUUUCCAAUUUGCCAAUGGUCAUGUGAUCUCCAAACACCCUUCAAGGGAUAUUCCGUCCCUAGACCUCCGCCGCUGGGGACCCCCGCAAUCUCCCUGCUGUACCCGGUGAUCGUUUAGAGCGUCGGGGAUUAACUCCAGAGCCUCAUGGUGGCCAUGUAUUCACGAGCGGGGCGUGACUGAUGUUUCUAGCCUCUGUCCGGCAUCGCCAGUCAUCCGUAUAGAGCGAAGUUUGCUCCGUGCACCAGAUGUUUGGGAUGCUGCAGUUGAUUGCGGAGGUCCUACUGCUGGGGACCUUUUGGAUAGGGGAUAAGAUUCCUAGGGGCGGGAGUACCCCUUUAACUUACAGAUCGUGCUUAAUGACCAUUCGAAAACAUGCGUUUUAUCAUUGACUUCCCCUCCUUAUUCUGGGCCCUUCACCAUCUCUGGGGCCCUAUGGUUCCUAGAAGAUUCCCUCGUUCAUUCGCAUUCUUAACACUGAAGACUCAAAGUAUUGUUAAGAUGGGAGGAAAUAAUGGCCCAGAUUUACUAAACAGAAAGCCGAAACUUCUUGUAAUUUGAUGUUUUUUGGCUUUUUUUUUGUGUGUUCUGAAUUUUCCUGACAGAUCUGUGUUUUUUUAUUUUGCACUAAAACCGGCAAAGCAGCUCAGAAACCUGCACAGUCAAUGAAAACUAAUUUAUUAUCUGUGCAAAAUGAAACGCAGAAAGGCGAAGGUAAAAACAAAAAAACAACCAAAUAAAAGAAACAACGUAAAUCUGCGCGAAAGCAAAACCCUGAUACGCCGGGAUCUUGACAAUCCAGUAAAUCUGGGCCGAUGGGGCUUUUUUAGGUUUUUACUGAAUUUCGCUGUAGGACGGUGAAGCACUUUUGUUAGAUUUUGGUAUUAAUCUUUUCUCCUGUAUCAUGUGACUCCAGGGUGUGUAUGGUCUUUAUAUCAUAGCGGAAGGGACUGGGGAUUACUAGAUGUCGCGUUAUAUCUCCUCAUGGGAUGACGAGGAGCCGGAGAGGACACCAGUGUGGUCAUACAUUGCUGCGGGUUCACCAGACGUCGGCGUAGACCUAAAAUGGUGACUCCGACUCUACAAACCCUACAAACAGUUUGCCAUCACCGAGGAGGAGAAGCGAUUGUGUUCGGGGGACGUCCUAUCUUGUGUUCGGGGACGUCCUAUCUUGUGUUCAGGGGGACGUCCUAUCUUGUGUUCAGGGGGACGUCCUAUCUUGUGUUCAGGGGGACGUCCUAUCUUGUGUUCAGGGGGACGUCCUAUCUUGUGUUGAGGGGGACGUCCUAUCUUGUGUUGAGGGGGACGUCCUAUCUUGUGUUGAGGGGGACGUCCUAUCUUGUGUUCAGGGGGACGUCCUAUCUUGUGUUGAGGGGGACGUCCUAUCUUGUGUUCGGGGGAUGUCCUAUCUUGUGUACAUACGUCCUCAUAUACCAUUUGAGGUUCCUUUUUAAAUUUUGGUAAAAAAGGUCCAGGGAAAUGCAUUUCACUCUAUUUAUUAACGUUUUAAUCCAAAAUUUCCCCAUUCAGCUAACUUUCAGAAAAGUGGUUUCUAUAUUUUCACAAUCCGAGUGAUUUAUUAAAUUGUUUGCUCAA
Messenger RNA from Hyla sarda, 2998 nucleotides. Its product is annotated as gastrula zinc finger protein XlCGF8.2DB-like. Lineage: Eukaryota; Metazoa; Chordata; Amphibia; Anura; Hylidae. The coding region runs from base 247 to 1404 and encodes 385 amino acids. The transcript is spliced from 6 exons. The record is from RefSeq and is a predicted model, not a curated record.